This is a messenger RNA of Carassius carassius (crucian carp), 3587 nucleotides long. Its product is annotated as sentrin-specific protease 6-like. NCBI's taxonomy places the organism in Eukaryota, Metazoa, Chordata, Actinopteri, Cypriniformes, Cyprinidae. The transcript is spliced from 23 exons. The coding region runs from base 370 to 3399 and encodes 1009 amino acids. Gene Ontology annotation, molecular function: SUMO-specific endopeptidase activity. Gene Ontology annotation, cellular component: cytoplasm; nucleus. The record is from RefSeq and is a predicted model, not a curated record. Gene Ontology annotation, biological process: regulation of spindle assembly; regulation of kinetochore assembly; protein desumoylation.
CUCAAUAGCGCUUCAUUGUGCAGAAUAAUUCACUUUUAACCGUUUGGAGUUUCACAAAAUCUCAUGUUUUACUAAAUGCAUUUUAGUCGCAUAACUAUCUUUGAGUUAUUAAGCUUUUAAUACCGCAGUCAGACGGCUUUUUUUCUUUGAGGCUGUUUGCAGCAGGAUUUCUGCUCACUUGGACUGCAGAUGGACUAAAAAACACACACACAAGGCGAUAUCAUUUGACAUAGAUUGAGUUUGAGUUAAACUGGAAUGUGAACUCAUGAAAUCAAAUGUGAAAUAUUAAAGUGUUUUAAGUGUUGAAGUGACAGAAGUCUCUGAAGUGCAGUGCGCGAGAUUAUACUCGCUUUCAAGGGAUGGACCAAUAUGAAUCAUAAAAAGAGUCUAUUUAUUGAAGCUCUGGAUCAGUAUGAGGACAGGGGAGAUGGAGGCUUUAAGCAGACCUGGAGGUGUUCUCUCUCAGAUGAUAGUGAAGACCACAGCAGACACGACGCCACCCUUGUGACCAUGGAGCGAGUGAGUGGCCAGCAGGAGCUUUCCCCCGAGGGAAUGAAGACUCCAUCCAUGAAGCGCUUCAAUGCUAAUGGGUCAAUGGAGACUCAUGAACGACGUCCAGAUCAAUUAAAGCCACUCAACAGAACCGGCAAGCCCAGUGAAGCAGCUCACUCAGCGAGUGUGUCUCCGCUCCCGAGUCGAACCAGCUAUCUGAUAAUGAGUCCAGCGCCGUCCCAAGGAGUCAUGGUUCAGGGGCGGCUCUUCCAGCAUGCACAGUUCUCUGCUCCAAUCAGAACGCUGGAGCAAAGAUCCGAUAUGAUCCAAAGAGUUGAGCUGGACCGCAUUCUUCUCACCUGUCCCCAGACUCCAGAUUCAGAAGACAUCAGUGUUAAGAGGCUCGUCCAUCAGAAACGGCGGCCAAUGAACGAUAGUCCUGUUCCUGUGGGCAAACCAGUUGAGCAGUUCCUUCAGCCUGAUGAUUACCUCACAGUUUGUGGUAAAUGUAGCCAACCCAGUGAGGACCAUGUAAGAUGUGACCGCUGUGGAUAUAUCCUACCUGCGGAGACUCUGCCUCUUCCUGCUGUUACAUCAGCGCUGCUCCCUCGGCCCUCCAUUCACUCGCAGCCGCCCACCCUUCAGAUAAGAACCUCUGGGGGCUGCUCUCAACAGAUAGAUGUUGUAAUGAGUCCAUCGGUGCGGAUCAUGCAUGGAGGUAUGCUGCUUCCUCACAGUGGAAGACUCGUCGUCACUUCUGGAGGCUCGGUGUGUAACGGAUUGAAGCAAGCUGGCGGCAAGAAACAUCAGAUCACCAAACCAUGUGAAUUAAAUGACCCCAUUGUGCUGUCCAGUGACAAGGAUGAAGAAAGUGAUGAUGUCAGCAGCAGGGGGAUCGGUAACCGAUUGGACAGCGCGUCGCCACGACCUGCGGACUCUGCCCACUCGUCUCCUGCUCCCUCCGGUGGUCGGGUGGAAGCAGCCGUUAAAGCAGCUGGUGAACAUGAAGACCCUAGCAGUGACUUUUUCACACAGACAAGCCAGAGAAACCUGGUGCCCAGAAGGAAAAGCAUGAGAGAUCCAUUUGGGAACACUGUGUGUGAAGAUCCAUCUCCUAAGAAGUGGAAAAUGGAUCAGAUGAUGAAGCUGAGCAGUAUUAUUCUGGGCUGCAGGAGCGUAAGGAUCGGUACUCUGCGCAGGAUGGUCACCAAACCUGUUGUGUUUACAGUGGAAAAUAUACAGCUGGAGACAGAAGGUGCUGAUGUGAGUAUGUUGGAGAGUGUUUUCUUGCGGUCGUCGGAGCUGACCAGAUGUGAGUGGUGUACCGUCAAGAAGCUGCCGGUCCUGUUUCUGCAGACCACAGAUGAAGAGUGCCAGCGAUUACAGACUCAGCUGCAGAUGUGUCAGGACGAGGGAGGAGUGUGGUACGACUGCAGCGGCAACAAUGAUGAGAAGUAUAUUGUAUUGAUAUUCGAGAGCGGCCCCUCAUUGCAAGAGCAGAUUAUUCUGGAGGAUAUCCUUGCUGAAAUCAGCAGAAACAAUAAUCUGUCAGAUUUCCCCAAGAUGAUCAGUUUUGAAGAGGCCAACAGUCGACUGCUUGAGUACAAUAAAACCUCCGUAGACCAAGAAAAGGUUAAAGAAGUUGGAGCUGCACCUUGUGCAUCGACGGGUGUGCGAACACGCAUGUCUGCUCGGCUCCAGGAGUACUGUGAAGAGGACGAUGAGAUGACAGAGCUCCAGCCAACCUUCACUGGUCCUAUCAUAAAGUUGUUGGUUUACCCCCCGCCGCCUGCUAAAGGAGGAAUCUCUGUAACCAAUGAGGACCUCCACUGUCUGAACGAUGGAGAGUUUCUCAACGACGUCAUCAUCGACUUUUAUUUAAAAUAUCUGUUUUUGGAGAAGUUAAAGAAGGAAGAUGCUAUCCGCAGUCAUGUGUUUAGCUCGUUCUUCUAUAAGAGACUCAAUCAGAGAGAGCGGAGAAACACGGUCGACACGUCCAACUUACCCAUACAGAAGAGGAAACACAACAGAGUGAAGACAUGGACACGUCACGUGGAUCUCUUCCAGAAAGACUUCAUCUUUGUGCCCAUCAAUGAGUCUGCACACUGGUAUCUUGCCAUAAUCUGUUUUCCGGGACUGGAGAUGGCUCAUGUUGAGCCAAACCCACUGUACCAGCCUCAAACUCAAGCCCAGAGCGCUGUUGUCUCCACCAGCCCACCCACUGAUGGAGGUUCGGAUGAGCUGGAUGACGUCAGACAGCACACGGCCGUCCCACACAGAUCUGAGGCUGAUGUGAACAGACAGCAGCAGUACACAGAUGGUUUACACCGAAUAAUCGAGUGUUAUGGGACAGAUGACUCCCAACACUCAGAUGACCAAAGCUCAUGUCAGGACGAGUGUAGUGAAGAUGACAGUUUGGUCGAUGAGUGUGGGAGCUUUGACAAAGCAGAGUUGACAUCCAAACCCACCAUCUGCAAACAGCCUUGUAUUCUGAUCAUGGACUCCCUGCGUGGACCAACCAGGUCGACUGUGGUGAAAACAUUACGCGAGUAUCUAGAGGUGGAGUGGGAGGUAAAGAAAGGCUCCAAGAGGAGUUUUGGGAAGGAUGUGAUGAAGGGCUCGAGUCCUCGUGUGCCCCAGCAGGAUAACUUCAGUGACUGUGGAGUUUAUGUGCUGCAGUAUGUGGAGAGCUUCUUUGAGAAACCAAUUCCAAGCUUUCAUCUCCCAAUUAAUUUAUUGGAUUGGUUUCCCCAGCAACGGAUGAAAACCAAGCGGGACGAGAUGAAGGAGCUCAUUCUGAAGCUUCAGACUCAGCAGCAGCUCAAUCUGGAUAGCUGUGAGCAGACACACAGCCCCUGUGAGGAUACCUUCGAGUCACCUGAUCUCAUCCCUCCAGUCAGCUCCUGAGCUCCGCCACGCUGCUACGCUUUCACCAUCAUGACUCAGAAACACUAAAAGCCAAUCAGGGCCUUGUGUGAUUAUACGCUGCUGGACAACUCUGACGUUAUUUCUUAUGACCUUCUUAUAGUUUUGAAAUUUAAAAAGAAGAGCGUUUUGUUUUUUAUUUGCAUCGAAUAAAUGGUACAUAUACAUAA